Molecule: messenger RNA, 1117 nt
Organism: Morone saxatilis (striped sea-bass)
Lineage: Eukaryota; Metazoa; Chordata; Actinopteri; Moronidae
Product: caveolin-2-like
Exons: 3
Coding region: 1-549 (182 amino acids)
Biological process (GO): caveola assembly
Cellular component (GO): caveola
Molecular function (GO): molecular adaptor activity
Source: RefSeq, a predicted model, not a curated record
AUGACCACAGCAGUCGACCAAGCUGAGACACAGCUCAACUCAGUGGAAAUGGAGGACGAGAGAUCAAAAGAAAAGAGACAAGCAGAGGAACUGAUGGAAGUCAAAGUGGAUGUGCAAUCUGAAGAUCUGAAUUCCACCCACAGAGACACAAGGCCUCUGAUUCACGACAGGGAUCCCAAAAGAAUCAACAAGAGUCUUAAGGUCACGUUUGAGGAUGUGAUUGCAGAGCCUCCCUCGGUGCGGAGCUUUGAUAAAGUGUGGCUGUGGAGUCACGCCCUGUUUGAGUUGUCCAGACUAUGGUGCUACCGCUUCAUAUCCCUUCUCCUGGCUGUGCCGGUCUCACUGGUAGCAGGGCUCCUCUUUGCUGUGCUCAGUUGCCUUCACAUCUGGUUGAUCAUGCCUUGUGUGCAGCUCCUUCUUAUCAACAUGCACUGGGUCCAGACUGUGUGGGGCAGCAUACUGAACAUUCUCAUCAGCCCCUUCUUCACCAGUAUUGCAAAGUGCUGCAGUCGAAUCACCAUCUACCUGGCAAAAGAUGAAGAGAGAUAGAAAAACACAGUGUAUAAAUGUGUGGUUAUGAACAGAGUAUAUGGAAAAAAGAUUGCAUACUAAUUCCUUACAGCAAAAUUAUAAUCAGCAUCAUAAUUGAUUAUUUUGUGUUUUUGCUCACCUGUCAUGACAUUUGGCAUGCUGACAUACAUGUCAAGUUGUCCCUUUUGUAACUCCAGACCUAAACAGGCAUGUGUUGAUUGAAUGUAGGGUAAAUGGUACUAAAACAAUGAAAUGCACAAUUACAGAAAAUAGCAAAAAAUGUGUAAUGCAAUUAAAUUACAAAAUGAUCUAAACCCAGAUAUAUUGGCCUGUAAAGCAAAAGAGACCAAAAAGCAUUUAGAGAUGAUGACUGUUGAGAGCUAUUAAAUUGUCUCUGGAAGUGUGUAUCUUUGAGAAAGGCUAAAUUAUUACAUUACUACAUUACUGACGUUGAAAUUGUAAAUACGUUGAAUGAAAUUGCAUUUAUGAAUUCUUAUAAAUGUUUAGUCUUUCUUAUAUUGUCCUUUUCUGUCCUGUUUGGAGAUGAGUUGACAUAAUGAAAAUUGUUUGGUUAAAUUUGAUUAAA